CCCAUCUUUAGCUUUUGACCAGUAGAAAUCCUCCAUUACUCUUGUAGCCGACCGUAAUUGGCUCAAUGACUUCAAAUUUUCCACCCAACUUUUGUAGAAUUGAACACCAGUUUUCAUACUCUGUAGUAUCGCCGACGUCCCCAGCAGUAAAGGGGAAAAAUCGGCAACAUGACCAUGGAGUUGAAGAAAAAAGCAUAUCACAUUCCGAAAAGUGAAGACGAGAAGGUGUCCAUUGACAUCGCCGAAGCGGACUGCCAAGCCGAAGGCCUUGUCCUGACGACAUGGACCUCGUCUUUUAUCCUCUCUAACCAAAUUCACAAAAUCAAGAUCGACCAUUCUCAACUCCACAGCGACGCAUAUUCCGUCCUCGAGCUCGGCGCCGGUACCGGACUCACAGGUCUCAGUACUGCUUGUAUUUGGGGCACAAAAACGUUGCUGACGGACCUGCCCACUAUCGUCCCCGGGUUGCAGGUAAACGUCGACCUCAAUGCCAAUAUCCUGGGGCGUGAAGGCGCAAGCGCGGCUUGCGGCACGCUCGACUGGAAUCAACCAGAUACGAUACACAUGCACUCGCCUGGAGGCGAUGACGACGGCAAAACAAUCAAAAUGACGGAGGACAACAAGUUUCCCGUCAUCCUAGCUGCAGAUACGAUGUACACCGAAGAGCACCCAAAGUUGAUCAGCCGCACCGUUGCGAAGUGUUUGAGGCGGUCGUCAAACGCUAGAUUCAUUAUCUGCUAUGCGAUGCGCAUCGCCUACAUCGACCCCAUCAGGGAGUUCUGGGGGCUGAUGGAAGAGGAGGGUUUGGUGGUUGAGCAGGAGGGGAGGGAGGAGAUUGAUUUGAAGGAGUGGGAUGAUGAGAAGUUGCAUGAGUGGGCUGUUUUCAAGUGGGGGGAUUUAUAGAGACCCGGUCUGAGUGUUCUCAGCAGUCCGUAUACGCAUCCGCGUAAUUGGAUCCUGCCAAUUACGGUUGGAGAACUGUGGGGUUUUAUUCCCUUUUACACACAUGUUGUCUGCUUGUUGGUUUCCAGUAGACUAGAUACAGUAUUAUGAAAAUAGAAACAAAUAGAGAGAAACGAUGCGGUCAUAAUGGCAUAAAUGGCAUAUAAACAAACCGUGC
Pseudomassariella vexata is the source of this 1120-nucleotide messenger RNA. RefSeq names its product putative methyltransferase-domain-containing protein. Bases 169 to 903 code for a protein of 244 amino acids. The record is from RefSeq and is a predicted model, not a curated record. NCBI's taxonomy places the organism in Eukaryota, Fungi, Ascomycota, Sordariomycetes, Amphisphaeriales, Pseudomassariaceae. The transcript has a single exon.